Molecule: messenger RNA, 14562 nt
Organism: Coregonus sp. 'balchen'
Lineage: Eukaryota; Metazoa; Chordata; Actinopteri; Salmoniformes; Salmonidae
Source: the annotation of a GenBank genome assembly
CACUCUGAGCCUCUACGGAACGUCUCCCACCUCAGCACAGGAAGGUAAGACACAACUCCUCUCUCAUUCUGAUAUUGAGGAGACAAUACUUAGAACUUUUCUGUAUUCUUUGAAUUUGAGGUUCAGGUAUAAUUGCAGAACAUUAUUAAUUGUAUUAUCAUAAUUAUCUGUCUAUUUCAGUAUGUAGAAUAUCGGCCAGUAUUGAGUAAUUUACUAUUUAUUUUAGUUUUGAGAUAUUUUGAAAACAUCUUAGAUACUAUUUACGUAAGGGCAAAAUUAAACUGUAAAUCAGAAGCAUAUCUAAAAAAUCCCAUUUAAUGGAUAGGCCUCUAAGAAAAAUCUGGAAUUAAAUUAUAGGUUUUCCGUCUUUUCUUUUUACUAUUAAUUUGUUUGGGAAAUUAAUUUUGGAAUUUCAGGUUUCCAACUGAUUUGAGUUUUCCAAUUUCUCUUUUGUUCUAAUGAAUUGUAUUUUCUUUGUGGGAUUUGACUGUGGCAAUAAAGAUUUGACUCAGACAAUAAAUCCCAACAGAAUUAAAGAAGUUGUACAGGUUUUUAAUGUUUUAUAGUUAUUCCCAUAACCUCUAACUAUUCCACAUCGGUUUCAUAUUACUAAUCAUUCACACUGGGUUCCUAUCUAAACUGGACACUGCGACAUUCCUUAUGGAAUUGGAAAUUCUAAUAAAGAACCUCUAAAUUCCAACCUCCUGGUCCCUUUAAGGAGAAGGCAGCCAGACAGGUCUAUUUGUGGAGCGUUAUCCAGUGGAAAUGAGCAGGAGAAAGCUGGGAUCGUUAUCUGUCUGGAAUAGUUACCAUGCCAGGGCCGAUGCACGCCUCUCCCCCUGUCUGCCAUCACUUUAUUAUCUGGGGGAGAGCCAUUGUCAGCAGAAGGGGGAUGGGCCACGGUCUCCAGGCUCCAGACCCCAGGCUCCAUAACACAGGCUACAGACCACAGACUCCAGACCCCAGGCCAGAGAGUCAGAUGUAGUAGUAGGGUCUGGUUAAGUAGACCACUUGGAGCCCUGAAUGACCACUUUUAACCUGCUGAUAAUGUACUGUAGUAGGUGUUGAAUAACAACCAUGAUAAUGUACUGUAGUAGGUGGAGAAUAACAACCAUGAUAAUGUACUGUAGUAGGUGGAGAAUAACAACCAUGAUAAUGUACUGUAGUAGGUGGAGAAUAACAACCAUGAUAAUGUACUGUAGUAGGUGGAAAAUAACAACCAUGAUAAUGUACUGUAGUAGGUGGAGAAUAACAGCCGUGAUAAUGUACUGUAGUAGAUGGAGAAUAACAACCAUAAUAAUGUACUGUGGUAGGUGGAAAAUAACAACCAUAAUAAUGUACUGUAUUAGGUGGAGAAUAACAACCAUGAUAAUGUACUGUAGUAGGUGGAGAAUAAGAACCAUAAUAAUGUACUGUAUUAGGUGGAGAAUAACAACCAUGAUAAUGUACUAUAGUAGGUGGAGAAUAGAAUAACAACCAUGAUAAUAUACUGUAGUAGGUGGAGAAUAACAACCAUGAUAAUGUACUGUAGUAGGUGGAGAAUAACAACCUUGAUAUUGUACUGUAGUAGGUGGAGGAUAACAACCAUGAUAAUGUACUGUAGUAGGUGGAGAAUAACAACUGUGAUAAUGUACUGUGUAGGUGGAGAAUAACAACUGUGAUAUUGUACUGUAGUAGGUGGAGAAUAACAACUGUGAUAAUGUACUGUAGUAGGUGGAGAAUAACAACCGUGAUAAUGUACUGUAGUAGGUGGAGAAUAACAACCUUGCUAAUGUACUGUAGUAGGUGGAGAAUAACAUCCGUGAUAAUGUACUGUAGUAGGUGGAGAAUAACAACCAUGAUAAUGUACUGUAGUAGGUGGAGAAUAACAUCCGUGAUAAUGUCCUGUAGUAUGUGGAGAAUAACAACUGUGAUAAUGUACUGUAGUAGGUGGAGAAUAACAACCAUGAUAAUGUCUGUAGUAGGUGGAGAAUAACAACCUUGAUAAUGUACUGUAGUAGGUGGAGAAUAACAACCAUAAUAAUGUACUGUAGUAGGUGGAGAAUAACAACCUUGAUAAUGUACUGUAGUAGGUGGAGAAUAACAACCAUGAUAAUGUACUGUAGUAGGUGGAGAAUAACAACCAUAAUAAUGUACUGUAGUAGGUGGAGAAUAACAACCUUGAUAAUGUCUGUAGUAGGUGGAGAAUAACAACCUUGAUAAUGUACUGUAGUAGGUGGAGAAUAACAACCAUGCUAAUGUACUGUAGUAGGUGGAGAAUAACAUCCGUGAUAAUGUCCUGUAGUAUGUGGAGAAUAACAACUGUGAUAAUGUACUGUAGUAGGUGGAGAAUAACAACCAUGAUAAUGUCUGUAGUAGGUGGAGAAUAACAACCUUGAUAAUGUACUGUAGUAGGUGGAGAAUAACAACCAUAAUAAUGUACUGUAGUAGGUGGAGAAUAACAACCAUGAUAAUGUACUGCAGUAGGUGGAGAAUAACAACUGUGAUAAUGUACUGUAGUGGCUAGAUUGUAAACAACUAAAUUAUGUACGAAUGGGUCACUGUAGUUCAUUUAACCAAAGGAAUUAAUAACCAGAAAUCUGUUAAACUUUUGUUGUUUUUCAGUCAUAUUACAUGGGUAUGAUAGAUAAUUUUCAUAAAGUUGACAAUAUACUGUAGAAUCAUCCAAUUGCUUUGUAUAUCAAAGCUAUGAUGAUGUAUCAAGGGAAUUGAAAUGGGAGGCCUAAUUACUGUAGACUAAUGGUGUCUGUCAUCAAGCACUUCAGAAACAAGAGGUUUUCUUUUUGUCUUCUAGGGAAAUCUACAUUGCCGAGAUGCCGGAUCAAGUGUAAGUAUAUCAUGUUUCUGUUUUCUUUUCCAGCAGACCCCUUUAAGAGAAGGGUCAGGCAGCACAUGGCAGUUAUCUUUAGAAACACUAGCAAUGACUGCCUGAUAAAUUCUGUCUGCCACUUUGGGAAGUAUUUCAGAUACUUUAUCUCUUAUGCUAAAUGACGUUUACACUAAAAUGUGUGUUUUUUCUUUACAGACAAGAGGUAAGAUCUCUAAUUGCAUUACAUAAAUGCUGAUAAACUCUGAUUAAUUGAGACAUUAUUAUACUGUCAAUCACAAUUUGACUAUAACUAAAUUAAUCAAAUUGAUUUAAUAUUUUUGAAGCAAAAGUUGAAGAUCUCUGCCUCCCGUAAGAUCAUGCUUAAGGUGAGUCUAUAGCCACACGAUGAUUACAGCAAUAACACUUGACUGUUUGACAACUACCUCAGUCAUAUGAGGCAAUACAUUUUCAAAACUGAAAUGUGUUUUCAGAGCUUAAUGGUGGCCAAGGCGAAGGAAGAGAUCGAGCAGGAGACUGUGGAUAAAGAGGAGGAGAAGGAGAGGUAUCUGGCAGAGAGAGCUCCUCCUUUACAGACAGGUGGCUUGUCCUUUGCUGAGCUCCAGGUACACCCAUCCAUACAUGCAUUCAGUAAACCUGUUGACUGUUUAUUGUCCUGGGUGCUGGGUACCUCAUUGCUAAUUCUAAUUUCCCCAACAGGAGUUAUGUCAGGAGUUACAUGCCAAGGUUGAUGUGGUGGAUGAGGAGCGAUAUGACAUUGAAGCCAAAGUCAUGCACAACACCAGAGAGGUAAGGUAGCCUACAUGGUGCUGCUUGAAACAUUAAGUACAAGACCAAAAGUAUGUGGACAACUGCUCGUCGAACAUCUCAUUCCAAAAUCAUGGGCAUUAAUAUGGAAUUGGUCCGCCCUUUGCUGCUAUAACAGCCUCCACUUCUGGGAAGACUUUCUACUAGAUUUGGAACAUUACUGCUGAGACUUGCUUCCAUUUCGCCACAAGAGCAUUAGUGAGGUCGGGCACUGAUGUUGGGCGUUUAGGCCUGGCUCGCAGUCGGCGUUCCAACUCAUCCCAAAGGUGUUCGAUGGGGUUGAGGUCAGGGCUCAGGACAGUCAAGUUCUUCCACAUCGAUCUUGACAAACCAUUUCUGUAUGGACCUCAUUUUGUGCACGAGGGCAUUGUCAUGCUGAAACAGGAAAGGGCCUUCCACAAACUGUUGGCACAAAGUUGGACGCACAGAAUCACCUUAAAUGUAAUUGUAUGCGGUAGCGUUAAGAUUUCCCUUCACUGGAACUAAGGGGCCUAGGCUGAACCAUGAAAAACAGCCCCAGAACAUUAUACCUCCUCCACCAAACUUUACAGUUGGCACUGUGCAUUCGGGCAGGUAGCGUUCUCCUGGCAUCCGCCAAACCCAGAUUAGUCCGUCGGACUGCUAGAUGGUGAAGCGUGAUUCAUCACUCCAGAGAGACACAUUUCCACUGCUCCAGAGUCCAAUGGCGGCUAGCUUGACACCACUCCAGCCGACGCUUGGCAUUGCCCAUGGUGAUCUUAGGUUGAUCUUAGCCGCUGCUCGGCCAUGGAAACCCAUUACAUGAAGCUCCCGACAAACAGUUAUUGUGCUGAUGUUGCUUCCAGAGGCAGUUUGGAACUCGGUAGUGAGAGGCAGUCCCUAACACUUUGCGGCUGAGCCACUGUUGCUCCUAGACGUUUCGACUUCACAAUAACAGCACUUACAGUUGACCGGGGCAGCUCUAGCAGGUAAGAAAUUUGACAAACUGACUUGUUGGAAAGGUGGCAUCCUAUGACGGGGCCACGUUGAAAGUCACUGAGCUCUUCAGUAAGGCCAUUCUACUGCCAGUGUUUGUCUAUGGAGAUUGCAUGGCUCUGUGCUCUAUUUUAUACACCUGUCAGCAAUGGGUGUGGCUGAAAUAGCCGAAUCCAUUAAUUUGAAGGGGUGUCCAUAUGCUUUUGUAUACUGAACAAAAAUAUAAACGCAACAUGCAACAAUUUCAAAGAUUUUACUGAGUUACAGUUCACAUAAGGAAAUCAGUCAAUUGAAAUUAAUAAAAUAGGCCAUAAUCUAUGGAUUUCACAUGACUGGGAGUACAGAUAUGCAUCUGUUGGUCACAGAUACCUAUAUAUAUAUUUUUUAUAAGUAGGGGUGUGGAUCAGAAAACCAGUCAGUAUCUGGUGUGACCACCAUUUGGCUCAUGCAGGGCGACACAUCUCCUUCACAUAGAGUUGAUCAGGCUGUUGAUUGUGGCCUGUGGAAUGUUGUCCCACUCCUCUUCAAUGGCUGUGCUAAGUUGCUGGAUAUUGGCGGGAACUGGAAGACGCUGUCGUACACAUCGAUCCAGAGCAUCCCAAACAUGCUCAAUGGGUGACAUGUCUGGUGAGUAUUGAGGUCAUGAAAAACUGGGACAUUUUCAGCUUCCAGGAAUUGUGUACAGAUCCUUGCGACAUGGGGCUGUGCAUUAUCAUGCUGAAACAUGAGGUGAUUGCAGUGGAUGAAUGGCACGACAAUGGGCCUCAGGAUCCCAUACCAUAACCCCACCGCCAUGGGGCACUCUGUUCACAACGCUGACAUCAGCAAACUGCUCGCCCACACGACACCAUACUCGUGGUCUGUGGUUGUGAGGCCGGUUGGACGUGCUGCCAAAUUCUCUAAAACGACGUUGGAGGCAGCUUAUGGCAGAGAAAUCAACAUUAAAUUCUCUGGCAACAGCUCUGGUGGACAUUCCUGCAGUCAGCAUGCCAAUUGCACACUCCCUAAAAACUUGAGACAUCUGUGGCAUUGUGUUGUGUGACAAAACUGCACAUUUUAGAGUGGCCUUUUAUUGUCCCCAGCACAAGGUGCACCUGUGUAAUGAUCAUACUUUUUAGUCUGCUUCUUGAUAUGCCAUAGCUGUCAGGUGGAUAGAGUAUCUUGGCAAAGGAGAAAUGCUUUAAGGGUUAACCUUAAAGAUGGUUUAGUCUGAGAUGAUUGAUUGAUUUUAUUUGUCAAAAAAAAAAAAAGAAUAAUCGCCGGGAUUGCACAAUAAAGUCUGAUACUUAUUUCCAUUGUGGUCCCAGAUGCCCAUAAAUAUUGAAACUUUAGUUUUAUCUCUAUGAUUGUCCACCUCUUCUGUCCCACAGAUCAAGGACCUGAACAUCAAGGUUCUGGACCUCAGGGGGAAGUUCAAGCGGCCCAACCUGAGGAGGGUGAGGGUCUCUGCUGACGCCAUCCUGCGCUCCCUUCUGGGCUCCAAACACAAGGUCUCCAUGGACCUCCGGACAAACCUCAAGUCAGUCAAGAAGGAGGACACAGAGAAGGUAUGUUAGCCCUGGUAGAUUUAGUGGGUCCUCAUCAGACCAAAGGUAGUAAACAAUAGUGUAAAGAAAAGGCUGUCCUGCUCCUCUCCUCUCUACCUAACUUUCCCUCACAGUCCCUUCAGUUUCCCUUAAGUCACGCAAGUUUGGCUGGCGACCAAGUUUUCAGUGUUUAUUUUAAAGAAGUGAUCUUUGUGUGUGCUAAUGUGUGGUGGUGAACUAUAGAAUAAACUCUGGAUUUGGAACAUCUGAUUGGUUCUUGGUUCUUGGAGAGCGGUCAGACCAAAGUAGAGUUAAGAGCGUUAAGUCACUAGUGGGUGAAGGCAUCUACAGCCAACCGCUCAGACGGAUCCAGCUAGAAGUUUUUACAUGGCCCAUUAAAUCACCGGAUUCUGACCUGUUACAGUUGAGAUGUUGAGGUGCCCCUAACAGGAGCCUGUGAGUCUUGCCAAGAGACGCCUGUCACCACCCACAACCCACAAAACGGUCAUGCACCUGAGGAAGAUGAGCUGCGAGGCCCUACACAACUCUCUCAUCUAAGAGACUACCAGCCCUACUCCAGGCCCCGUCUCCAGUUGGGAGCUGCAGAGGAAAUAUGAGGGCCUGCGUCAUGAGCAAGAAGAGCUCAGGAUGGCGUACUUUAUGCCCUGCCGGCCUGAGUCACCGCCGCGGGAGCACCGUUACUGCCGCUACUCUCCUGACCCCGGCUAGAGCCAUCGUCACCGCCAUGGGAGUGCCAUCACUGCCGAUACUCCCCAAGUUGGCCCUGCUACUCCUCUGAGAGACACUACUCCCUCCUGGUCUGAGCGUUCACCACCCUCACGGGACCAUUGAGACCCCCACUACGUCCCCAGCUAUUCAACAGAUCGUCGUCACUCCAGGCCCCCCCCGGCUGGAGCCUACGUCGUAUCUACCAGAGUGUCGGGAGAGCCACUUCCCCCCGAGGUGAACCAGCCACUCUUCCGACUGACGUCCUUCUAGGCCCCCCUGACCAGAGGCAGCAUCCAUUCCGCUUCUGCUCCCCAGAGCGGCCUAGCUCCCCAGCAGAUGAAGACAACUCCAGAGUGCACAGUCCACCACACCAAGGUCUGCACCCCCCUCAGCCAGAACCUUGACUAGCCAUAGUUAAGGAGACUCCCACUCCAGUCGUGGAGCCACAGCCAGCCGCAGCCAUGGGGCCUGUUCUGGUUGCCGUUGUGGACUCGCCCUCUCCUCCCUGUGAGGAGAUCAUGCUAGUCGAGACAGAUGCUCGGGUGCCCGAGGUUUGACUGUCUGCUGCCCUGAAACCUUCAGCCAGAAUAACUUCACCUGAUCUCCCUCAGGAGCCCCUCCCUGCUCCUGGCCCAGAGCCCAAGCCCGCAGUGGAUUCUUCGUCUGCUCCUAGGAUGGAGCAACAGCCUGCAGCUACUGCAGAGGUCAAGUACAGCCCAGACGUUGGGGCCUCUCCAGUCACGGCCUGGUGGGAUCAGCCCUGGCCUGUCUUAGAAGUUCACACUGCCGCUGUCAAGUCCCAGCCUGUGGUCACAAGGCCUCAGACCGCUCAUGCUGGUGCGGCCCUGUCGGCUCCUGCCUGGUGUGACCUGCCGGUCCCAGGCCUGGGGUCCCUGCUGGUCCCGCCUGCUAGCACCCUGCUAGCUCCAGCCUCGAGGACCCCAAUACCUCCAGAUCUUCCAGACCUUGCCUCAGGGGACCCUCCAGUCCUUUCCAUGGGGGACAUGCCAGACAUCGCCCCAGUUGACCCACCAGAAGGCACCUUUGAUAUCUCCCCUGACCUAGACGUAGGGUCAGAGUUCCCUGCCUCCCUCAUGGGAUUUACAUUUCCUGCCUUCCCGGUAGGUCCAGUCUAUCCUGCCCCCCUCAGUAGGUCAAGAGUAUCCCGGCCCAUCGGUAGAUCAGAUGUAUCCUGCUCCCCCAGUAGGCUCUGAGUUUCCGGCCGUACCCGGUCGUCAGUCUCUAGCCCUAGUUGCAGGUUCACACUGGUCUGACUUAGGUUCCCGGACUCCUACCACUACCAUACUGCUAGGACCCCAGUCCUCUGUCGUUCUAGGGCCACAGUUCCCUGUACUAGUAGCCCCUAAGUUUGUUGCUCUGCCAGGCCCUAGGUAUCCUACCCAGCUAGGGCCCACGUUCGCUUUGUCAUUAGGUAUGAAGUAUCCUGCCCUGCACAGACUGCAGACCCCUGCCUUAUUGGGUACGCAGCAUCCUAGCCCACCAGGCUUAGAGCCCCCUGCCAUGCUAGGCCUUAAGUUAGCUGGCCCGUUUGCAGGUCUGCAGUCUCCUGCCCUGCUUGGAUUGCAGCCCCCUGCCUUCAUUGCUUUGCAGUUGCUUAUCCCGCCAGGUUUAGAGCCCUCUGCCCUGCCAGGCUCUAAGGUAGGUGCCCUGUCUGUAGGUCUGCAGUCUCUUGCCCUGGUCAGAUCACAGCCCCCUGCCUUAGUUGGUAGGUAGUUGCCUAUACUGCCAGGUUUAGAGCCUCCUGCCCAGCUAGGCCUCAAGUUUGCUGUACUAGGCUCGCUGUCUCCAGACACAGUCAGUCCACAUAUCCCUAGUCCACCAGGCAUAGAGCAUCCUGCCUUGCUGGGACACAAAUUACAUGCGCUAGGUUCUCAGUCCUCAGCCCUUGUCUGCCCUCAGUCCCUAGCACUAGGUCCUUAGUCUCCAGCUACAAUAGGUCUGCUGUCUCCAGCAUUAGUCUGCCCUCAGUCUCUAGCCCAGGUGGGUCAUCAGGUUCCUGUCCUGCUAGGCUCAAAGGUACCCAUUUCUCCAGUAGGCCCAGAACUCUACUGCUCUCCUAGCCCUCAGUCCUUUCCCCUGGCAGUUCCAGUGUCACUUUCCCUAUCAGGUUCAGGGUCGUUUUCCCUCUCAGGUUCAGAGUCAGUUUCCUUGUCAGGUCCACAGUCAGUUUCCCUGUCAGGUCCAGACUCAAUUUCCCUGGCAGGUUCAGAGUCAGUUACCCUGCCAGGUCCAGAGUGAGUUUCCCUUUCAAGUCCGGAGUCAGUUUCCCUGUCAGGCCUAGUUGGCCCUCAGUCCACUGCUCCACCAGGCUAUAUGUUCUCUGCCCCACUAGGUCUGCAGCCUCUAACCUCAGUUGCUCCACAGCCCCCAGCCUCAGUUUGCAAACAGUCAGCUCCCUCAGUGCUACAUGCCAAACAUCCUGCCCUAGUUCUAGGCCCUUGGUCUCCCGUCCCGCUAUACCCGGAGUUAUCUGCUCCUCUAGGUGUGCAGUCCCUGCCCCUAGUCAGUUUGCAGCCCUCAGCCUCAACCGGCACCCAGUCGCCUAUACUAGCGCUAGGCUACAAGUUCCCUGCCCUGCUAGACCCUCAGCUCCCUGACCUAGGGGACCCACUCUUCCCUGAUCCGGGGGGCCUGCUGUCUCUAGUUCUGGGGGGGCCGCCUGCCUUGGGCGACCCUCAGCCCUUCCCAAGUGGGAGGCCACCUGACCUCGUCUCUGGGGCCCAGCCAGCCCCUGCCUCCAGAUCCCUGUUGAUCCUAGCCCAUGGGUCCCCACCUGCUCUACCAUGGGAGCCAUCGCUUUCAGAAGUGGUGAAAGAGUCACCAGCCUCAGCCGCAGCCAGUGAGAUGACAGUUGUGGCCGGCAUACCACAUUUCUCUGACGCAGUAGGAGAGCCACCUACUUCAGCUGUGGCCAGCCUCCGGCAUUGUACUCAGCGUCCAAGGAUGGGGCCCAACUGCCCUGCACCAGCUGAGUUAGAGGGCCCUCCGCCACCCGCGUGGCAUUCCAUGGGGCGUUCCAGGACUGUCCCUGCGUCUCUGUGUACCUCCCUAAGCCCUGCCUGUCUUGCCGGGUAAGAUUAGGCAUGCUAGGACCAAGCUCCCCCUUCGAGGCCUGUGGCUUUUCAGAGACUUUGGCCUUUUAAGUGCUGUGGCCCCCAUUAGAGACUGUGCCAUUUAGGUUAGAGGCCUUUUCAUGGAUGUUAAUAUUUCCAUAAGAAAUAUUGUGGCGGCUGUAAAAACAUGUUUUAAAAGGCCGUCCUGCUGCUCUCCUCUCUACCUAAGUUUCCCUCACAGUCCCGUCAGUUUCGCUUCAGUCCCUUUAGUUUGGCUGUUCAUCCUACCUUAGUUAGCCCUCACCCAUCAUAGCCCUGCCAUUUCCAACCAAUCAGAGCACUUGGAAAUGCGCAUCCGGACACUGCACCUAUCACGCCCUGACCUAUAGACUCUAGUUAGUUUGGUCAGGGUGUGAAUAUAUGUGUGGGUUUUUCUAUGUUUCUAUUUCUAUGUUUGGCCGGGUGUGAUUCCCAAUCAGAGGCAGCUGUCGCUCGUUGUCUCUGAUUUGGGAUCAUACUUAGGCAGCCAGUUCUCCUGCCUGUGUUGUGGGAUCUUGUUUGUGUUCUGUGUUUGGCUUGUUAGUGUAUAGCCUUCCGACGUCACGUUUUGUUGUUUAUUGUUUUGUUUAUUGUUUAAUACACAUGUAUUCAUUUCACGCUGUGCCUCGGUCUGACCCGUUCUUCAACGACCGUGACAGAAGAUCCCACCAAAAAUGGACAAAGCAGCGUGCCCAGGAGCAGACAUCCUGGACUCAGGUGGGGAAGUCAUUUUGGACUUGGGAGGAGAUAUUGGCUGGUGGAGGACCCUGGGCGAAGGAGGAAGCCCAGGCAGGAGUGGAGCAACGGCAACACAGAAGGCGCCGGCCGAGGAGGAAGCCCGAGAGACAGUCCCAAUAAUUUUUUUUGGGGGGGCUAAAAGGGUGGUCGGGGAGCGACAGAGAAGACCACUGCACUCGUGGGGGCUCAGGGAGAGUCCUCACGGGAGGAGGACUGUGCGCGGAGAGUGAAAGACUGGUACUGUCGGAGAUCUCUAACAUCAGUUCCCAGUCCGGUACACCUCGUGCCUGCGUCUCGCACCAAGCUAGUGGUGCGUGUUCCCAGUCUGGUAAGGCCCGUGCCUGCUCCUCACACCAAACUAGUGGUGCGUGUCGCCAGCCCAGUACGCCCCGUACCUGCUCCCCGCACCAAGCCAGUGGUGCAUGAUCCCAGUCCGGCCCGGCCCGUUCCUGCUCCUCGCAGCAGACCUGUGGUGCGUGUUCCCAGUCCGGUACGGCCCGUGCCUGCUACUCGCACCAAGCCAGUGGUGCGUGUUCCCAGUCCAGUAUGGCCCGUCCCUGCUCCUCGCACCAAACCAGUGGUGCGUGUCGCCAGCCCGGUACGCCCCGUAUCUGCUCCCCACACCAAGCCAGUGGUGCGUGUUCCCAGUCCGGCCCGGCCCAUUCCUGCUCCUCGCACCAAGCCAGUGGUGCGUGUUCCCAGUCCAGUAUGGCCCGUCCCUGCUCCUCGCACCAAACCAGUGGUGCGUGUCGCCAGCCCGGUACGCCCCGUACCUGCUCCCCACACCAAGCCAGUGGUGCGUGUUCCCAGUCCGGCCCGGCCCAUUCCUGCUCCUCGCACCAAGCCAGUGGUGCGUGUUCCCAGUCCGGUACGGCCCGUGCCUGCUCCCCGCACCAAGCCAGUGGUGCAUGUCGCCAGUCCGGCCCGGCCUGUUCCUCUUCCUCGCACCAAGCCAGUGGUGCGUGUUCCCAGUCCGGCCCGGCCCGUACCUGCUCCUCGCACCAGACCAGUGGUGAGUGUUCCCAGUCCGGCCCGGCCCGUUCCUGCUCCUCGCACCAGACCAGUGGUGCGUGUUCCCAGUCCGGCCCGGCCCGUUCCUGCUCCUCGCACCAGGCCAGUGGUGCGUGUUCCCAGUCCUGUCCGGCCCGUUCCUGCUCCUCGCACCAGACCAGUGGUGCGUGUUCCCAGUCCGGUCCGGCCCGUGCCUGCUCCCCGCACCAAGCCAGUGGUGCGUGUCGCCAGUCCGGCCCGGCCUGUUCCUCUUUCUCGCACCAAGCCAGUGUGCGUGUUCCCAGUCCGGCCCGGCCCGUACCUGCUCCUCGCACCAGACCAGUGGUGAGUGUUCCCAGUCCGGCCCGGCCCGUUCCUGCUCCUCGCACCAGACCAGUGGUGCGUGUUCCCAGUCCGGCCCGGCCCAUUCCUGCUCCUCGCACCAGACCAGUGGUGCGUGUUCCCAGUCCGGUCCGGCCCGUACCUGCUCCUCGCACCAGACCAGUGGUGCGUGUUCCCAGUCCAGUCCGGCCCGUGCCUGCUCCUCGCACCAGACCAGUGGUGCGUGUUUCCAGUCCGGCACGGCCCGUGCUCGUUCCACCGGGGCCUAGUCCAGCACCGGUCAGCUGCUCCACUCCGGAGCCUGAGCAGUCUGCUCUACCGGUGCCAAGUCCAGCUCCGGUCAGCAGCUCCACUCCGGAGCCAGAGCAGUCCGCUCCACCAGUGCCUAGUCCAGCUCCGGUCAGCUGCUCCACUCCGGAGCCAGAGCAUUCCCCUCCACCGGGGUCCAGUCCAGCUCCGGUCAGCUGCUCCACUCCGGAGCUAGAGCAGUCCGCUCCACCGGUGUCCAGUUCAGCUCCAGUCAGCGGCUCCACUCCGGAGCUAGAGCAGUCCGCUCCACCGGUGUCCAGUUCAGCUCCGGUCAGCGGCUCCACUCCGGGUCCAGACGUCAGCCCCUCUCUAGGUUCGGAGUCUCCCACACCAGGGUCCGGACAGGGAUCGGUGCAUCGUGGGAGGACUGAGAGGGGAAGCUCCGCGUUGAGGUCCAGACCGGUCCGGGGUGCAACGCGGAGUCAGUAAGGGAGGAGAUGUCACGCCCGGAGCCGGAGCCGCCACCGAGGCUGGAUGCCCACCCGGACAAUCCCCUGUUAAGUCAGGUUUGUGCGGCCGGAGUCUGCACCUUUGGGGGGGGGGUACUCUCACGCCCUGACCUAUAGACUCUAGUUAGUUUGGUCAGGGUGUGAAUAUAUGUGGGGUUUUUUCUAUGGUUCUAUUUCUAUGUUUGGCCGGGUGUGAUUCCCAAUCAGAGGCAGCUGUCGCUCGUUGUCUCUGAUUGGGGAUCAUACUUAGGCAGCCAGUUUUCCUGCCUGUGUUGUGGGAUCUUGUUUGUGUUCGGUGUUUGGAUUGUUAGUGUAUAGCCUUCCGACGUCACGUUUCGUUGUUUAUUGUUUUGUUUAUUGUUUAAUAAACAUGUAUGCAUUUCACGCUGCACCUUGGUCUGACCCGUUCUUCAACGACCGUGACAGCACUGGUCCACUCAGGUCAGAGUGUUACCGUCGUCUGAAGAGAGAUGAUGCACGUUUUCUGAGGACUUUUUAUUGUCGACAGUAACACGAAUGUCUGAAUGUUGUGCGUGUAUCGAAAUGUAAGUUGCAGUGGGGUUUAUUGGGGUUUUUACAUGCUGUGUAAUAAUAGGUAAUUACCACUAAUUACUUAAAGUUACUUUGAUACGUUUCAGCCAUAUGUUCUACUGUCACUAUUCAUUAAUGUUAGAAUUGCCAAUACUGCUUUGCGUAUUGUUUAUCGUAUGGAGUAUUAUUCUGUACUGCCAUAAGUCUUAUUAUUACAAUGGUUGCACAAGUACUUUUGCAAAAGUUGUUUAAUUGUUGUAUUGAUAAACAUAGUAUUGUAUGCACAUGCUACAGCAGCGUUUUCCAUAGUGCUCUUUGUUAAGGUGUUUUAUUGUGCUGCCAUGGGCAGGCCUCUAGAGUCAUCCCAGAUGGUUCCUGGAGCUUGCUCAUGCACAGAGUAAUUUUCGACCCUGAGGGGCCAGGGCAGAUCAGAUAAGAUCUCAGCCCUGGAGAUUCUCACACCAGGCUGGAGAGAGAGUGCCAUACAUCUUGUCCCCUUCUCAAGCCAAGUAAUUAGUUUCUCUCUCUCCAAGAGGUGAAUGUUUAGGUUUAUGUUUAUAUUGAUGCUGUGUUUAUAGCCCUUUGUAGACGUGUUAUAAGAAUAUUGCCAUUUAUUCAUGUAAAUCUAUAUUGCAUAGUUAUAACCCUUAACUAAUACUGCCUUAUACAACCACAACAAUAAGAUUCCAAGUCAUUUGGAUUAACCACACAUAAAGAACUACCUUCAAUGGAAGCAGAUGUGUCCGUGCUUGUGUGUGUGUGUGUGUGUGUGUGUGGUGGUGACUAUCAAGAGAGUAAUGGGCUUCAACAUGGUGUUCUGACCGGACAACACUGUAGUGAGCAGAACCUAAGCAAUCAGCAUAAGUUAAUAACGGGUAAGGGCAUUCACAGCCGACCGCGCAGACCAGCUCCAGCUAGCCGUUUUUACAAAUAGUGUGAUGCAAUGAUUACUUUUGCUAUUAUUUUUUAUAAUAUACUGUCUGGAGUUUUGUUUCAGAUUAGGUCAAUAUUUCCCUCAGUCUGUACAUAAAUGACAGGAUCUAACAGUUUGUUCUUGUAACUUGAAGCUGACCAGUCGUAGGGCUGAUAAACUGACAUCCUACUGUCAUGAUAUUGACUGCCAUUGUGUGUGCGCUCUGCAGGAGAAGACAGUGGAGGUCAGUGACUGGAGGAAGAACGUGGAGGCCAUGUCUGGCAUGGAAGGGAGGAAGAAGAUGUUUGACGCAGCCAAAGGCCCCGCUCCGUAG